Molecule: messenger RNA, 1210 nt
Organism: Glycine soja
Lineage: Eukaryota; Viridiplantae; Streptophyta; Magnoliopsida; Fabales; Fabaceae
Product: WRKY DNA-binding transcription factor 70-like
Exons: 3
Coding region: 51-935 (294 amino acids)
Biological process (GO): regulation of DNA-templated transcription
Molecular function (GO): DNA-binding transcription factor activity; sequence-specific DNA binding
Source: RefSeq, a predicted model, not a curated record
AAAGACGACAGUGUGUGAGUCUCCAAUCUGUUCCCCAUUUCAAAUAAGCAAUGGAAAAUCAGCCAUCAAAUGGAAGAAAGGCAAUAGAAGAAGAACUAAUCAAAGGGCGUGACAUAGCAAACCAGUUACUUGAAAUACUUGCUCCUAAAUCCAAUACUACUCAACAUAAGGGUGUAGAAGUGGAAGCGUUAGUGUUACCAUUUGCUGAAGAUCUUGUUCGCAAGGUUCUCAGAUCACUCACAAAUACCCUUUUGCUAUUGAACACUCAUAGUGAUCAUGUCUCCGAUGAGGUUGUUUUGCCUGUCACUAUCAAAGGUGUCUCUUCGUCCGUGAAAUGCCAAAAGCCUGAGUAUAAGGAUGAGUCUUUCAACGCUAAAAGACGAAGUGGGAGCUACAAGAGAAAAUCAAGUGCACCAACAUGGGAGAAGAACAGUUCAAUUCUGAUGGAAGAUGGCUAUGCAUGGAGAAAGUAUGGACAAAAAAUGACAAUGAAUGCAAAAUACCUCAGGAACUACUACAGAUGCACUCACAAGUAUGAUCAGGGUUGUCUAGCAACCAAACAGGUCCAAAGAAUUCAAGAAGAUCCUCCGUUGUACCAUACAACUUAUUAUGGCCAUCACAAUUGCAAAAGCUCUUUAAUGUUGGAACCAGCUUCUUCUUCUGACUCUUCUAUGUUUCUUAGUUUCAGUAACACCUUCCCAAGCAAAGCAGAAUACCCAUUUUCAUCAUCACUUUAUUCAUCCAUGAAACAGGAGCCUAUGGAAGUGAUUCAUGAAGACCAUAUUGUUCACAACCAAUUACCCUCAUCAGAUUACCACAUGUUAUGUGACUAUGAUCUUGAUUUUAAUUAUUCGAGGUAUGGUACUAUGCUAUCCUCCACUGAAUCUGUACAAUUUGAUGAAGUUUGUCGGAGUGAUCAGGAAUUUGAUGGCUAGGCAUGUUUCGGAUUCUACAUAUAUAAUUUAUUUAAAUUUGUAAGGGGAAUGCAUUGGUAAGUUCAUCUUCGAACAGAGCUUAAUUACUUGUAUGCUUUAUAGUUAAUUAAGAAAGCCUUUACAGUUUACAGUGAUUGAGGGACCUAUAUUAGUAGCUAGGUAGGAAACUCAUUCUCUAAUAUUAUACGUCCCUGCUCACAGUUUGGUUCCUGAAUUUAAAUGUGUAUUUUGCUUUUAAUUUCUUCCGAGAAAGAUAUAUUCAUCACCUUUUUCUA